GUCCACAUGGCAUCUCAACCGCCUUCAACUCUCCACCAUCGUCACCAUCGCAGCUCCAGCUCCAGCUUCGGCUUCACUCGAGUUUCCAGCCAGGCCAAACAAUACUGUGUCAUCUAGAGGAACACUCCCCCUCUCUCUUAGCCGCAUCCCUGCCCAUUCUCUCCUCUACACCGCCGCCCGCCAACCCCUCCACUCGAACGGCCCAGCUUCACUACGCACCACCACCCAUACGCCAGCUCCGACAUCACAGCACAGCACACUCAACACCCAACCGCCCAAACAGCCGCUCUCCUCGCGGCUCUCCCGGCUCAUGGCCGUCAUGGACCAAGACGACUUCUCCAACGUCUCCUGGAGCGAGCACGUCCAAGAGCAGACCUCCCGCUCCGCCCCCGCCGCCGACGAUCCCGGACAUACCAUGGACGGCGCGGGAACCAGCCACGCGCACAACGCACACGGCCUCGGCCCCGAGACGCUCGAUUGCGUCGUCGGCACGCCCAUCAAGGAGAAUGAUGGCACCAAGGAUGCCUUUGUGUCGUAUCUCAUCACCACCAACUCCACCUUCCCCUCGUUCCAGCGCGAAAACACCACGGUCCGCCGCCGCUUCACCGACUUCGUCUUCCUCUACAAGCAGCUCAUGCGCGACUUCCCCGCCUCGGCCGUGCCCCCGCUGCCCGACAAGCAGCGCAUGGAGUACGUCCGCGGCGACCGCUUCGGCUCCGACUUCACCGCCCGCCGCGGCCACUCGCUGCAGCGAUUCCUCAUCCGCCUGUCCCUCCACCCGACCCUGCGCCGCGCCCCGAUCCUGCACACCUUCCUCGAGAGCCCCGACUGGAAUGCCACCAUGCGCAGCCGGAGCACCCGAGCCAGCUCCUCGAGUGACCCGGGCUCCGCGGGCGUCUUUGACAACUUCGCCGACACCUUCAUCAACGCCUUUACCAAGGUCCACCGCCCCGACCGCCGCUUCCUCGAGGUCCGCGAGAAGAGCGACAAGCUCGACGACGACCUCGGCCACAUCGAAAAGGUCAUUGCUCGGGUGGCCCGCCGCGAGACGGACCUGGAGGCCGACCUACACGACCUCGCUGAGCAGUUCCAGAAGCUCAUUCCCCUCGAGCCCAGCGUUGAACCCGCCAUCCAUGCCUUCGCCGCCUCCAUCGAGGACACUGCCACCGACCUGCGCAAGCUCAAGGACACGACCGACCAGGAUUAUCUUGGCUCCCUGCGCGACAUGCAGGCCUACUCGCUUGCCCUGAAGCAGCUCCUCAAAGCCCGCGAGCAGAAACAACUGGACUACGAGCAACUGACGGAGUACCUUAACAAAUCCACCUCGGAGCGCGACACCUUACAGACCGGCCACGGCUCCGGUUCAGGCGCGGGCGGCUUCCUACGCGCCAAGAUCGAAGACGUCCGCGGCGUUGACCAUGAGCAGGCCCGCCGCGAGCGCACCCGCAAGUUGGAACUGCGCGUCGAGGAGCUGACCCACGAGGUCGAGAGCGCCCGUAACACGAGCGACAUGUUCGACGAUGAGGUAGUCAAGGAGGUGGUCGAGUUUGAGCGCAUCAAGCGCAUCGAGAUGAAGGCUCAGCUGGGCAACUUCGCCGACGCCCACGUCGACUUUUACGGUGAGGUCAUCGACACCUGGGAGCGCUACGUCAUGGAGAUGGAAAAGGAGGGCCCCGUGUCUGCAGCAUGAGUCCCGCCCAGACUCGAGCCCGAAUUGAAAGUGUAAACGGGGGAACGCGCGAGAUCCAAGGUUCCCCAUUUGUGAUUUUUAAAAUAUUCUUGUCACGAGCUCCUGGCGUUUUGGAAUGAUAUGGCGUUCUAGGAGGAGUUGUGCAAAGGGCGGGAGGGGGGCCAAGUGAGUCUAGUGAUGGACAGCUAGGCUAUGUAAUGGACAAGAAAGAGAGAUUCCAGCGCCGUUUCUGGGUCUCUUGGGUUAUUAUUACUGUGAAGAUAUCCGUGUCUCGGUAGAGUGUGAAUCCUAAUACUUGGUCUGAUACGAUGUACAUAUAUUCAUACAAGCACAGUCACAUACAAGCACAUCACAUACACGCCAUCACAUAUAUAAACCCCAGGUUGUUGGAAAUCCAAACAUCUAUUGAUUGAC
Messenger RNA from Ilyonectria robusta, 2104 nucleotides. RefSeq lists its product as uncharacterized. Gene Ontology annotation, cellular component: phagophore assembly site. The transcript is spliced from 2 exons. Bases 311 to 1690 code for a protein of 459 amino acids. Gene Ontology annotation, biological process: autophagy; cytoplasm to vacuole targeting by the Cvt pathway. Lineage: Eukaryota; Fungi; Ascomycota; Sordariomycetes; Hypocreales; Nectriaceae. The record is from RefSeq and is a predicted model, not a curated record. Gene Ontology annotation, molecular function: phosphatidylinositol binding.